This is a messenger RNA of Spirodela intermedia, 839 nucleotides long. Lineage: Eukaryota; Viridiplantae; Streptophyta; Magnoliopsida; Alismatales; Araceae. The record is from the annotation of a GenBank genome assembly.
AUGGCGCCUUCCACCGCGCUUCUCUCUCUCCGGCGGUGCCUCAUCCUAGCUCUGCUCUGCGCUUCUGCUCCUCCCAGUCUGACAGGUCUCGAAUGGCUCUGCCAUGAUCUUCCUUCCCUCCUCGUUCUCUCUCUCUCUCUCUCUCUCUCUCUCUCUCUCUCUCUCUCUCUCUCUCUCUCUCUCUCUCUCUCUCUCUCUCUCUCUCUCUCUCUCUCCUCCGUUCACGCUCUCUCCCUCUUCCCUUCUUCAGAGGACAGACCGGAGGAGAUCAUCUUCAGAGCCCUGGCCUGCUUCACUGAUCACUACGUAAGAGCUAUAUAACCAUUGCAUACUCACAGUGCUUAGGAGAGAUUAUCUUUUCUUCUUUUAUCUUCUCUGUGGUGAGAAGUUUCUUCUGUGGAGAGAAGAUCGACGGCCGCUGCACGGAGAACCAGAGGCUGAAGGCCCAGGGCUUCCUCAACAUCUCUCGCGAGGAGACCGACGCCUUCUGCGCAGGGCCCUGCCUGGACGAGACAUACCAAGUCCUCAACUGCGUGGAUGACGUGCUCGACGGCUACAGGUUCUACAACGGCGCCGCCGUCGCAGACGUGAAGGCGGCGAUCCGACGAGGAUGCAGCAACGGCCGGCGAAGAGGUGAUCGUAGAAUAGUCCCCAUAUCGGAAGAAGGAAUUCCAUGGCGAUGACAGCCCGCCAUUUUUUUUCUCCGUGUUGCAGGAGAUUUCAGCGUUGAGGAGAUCAUGAAUGGCGACCACGCCGGCUACUACGGCCAGGGGAGCAGGCUCGCCGCCUCCUCAACGGCGACGUUGAUGAUGGCCUCGAGCUGGCUUCUGCUGCUCUAG